AUGCAUCCUAAAGGGUAUUGUCCAAAAACAUUCCCAAGUCAACCAAUCUGCUUGGACUGCUGGUGUAAGCCCGUACAUCCACUGGCAUCAUCUUUGUGGCAUCCGUGCACCCGACUAGCCAAUUAUUUCCCCUCUUUCCCACCGAUUCUUGCUAUUUCUUUUUGCCACCGGCAGAGAAAAAAGACGAAUCUCACCAGCAAGACGCAAAAAAUGAAAAAUUUAUCGAUUCGAAAGGCUCGAAAGAGGAAAAAAAUAAAUUGGCAAAUUCGGAAAAGAAGCCGUACAUGGUGCAGAAACCCAGACCCCACACCCAUGACACAUGCUUUUUCUUCUUUGUUCACAUUUUCCAUUGUGGAAAAAUUUUUUUCUCUGUCAGCGAGCCCGAAAUUUCUUGAGAAAAGGCGGGAAAAAAAGAAACAAGGGCCGUAUAAAGAGGGUUUCAAAUUUUUAAUCCUUAAAAUGGUUUGUUGGAUAUAA
Molecule: messenger RNA, 477 nt
Organism: Zygotorulaspora mrakii
Lineage: Eukaryota; Fungi; Ascomycota; Saccharomycetes; Saccharomycetales; Saccharomycetaceae
Exons: 1
Coding region: 1-477 (158 amino acids)
Source: RefSeq, a predicted model, not a curated record